UAUCUGGUGAUUGAGAAUGUAGUCAUUGUAGUGGAAUCUUAUUUACUUUAUUAAUGCAUCAACAUAGUUAUAUGAUCUAAGACCCUCUUCCAUUUCUUUCACCUGAACUGAACCCACCAAGUCCAACCAUACAAUUGUAUGAUCAAACAUGACUAAGAGGCCACAAAUAUAUCUUUUUGGUGACUCAAUCACUGAGGAAUCCUUUGAUGUUGGAGGAUGGGGUGCUUCUCUUUCCAACUUUUUCUCACGCACAGCAGAUGUGGUGCUCAGAGGGUAUAGUGGGUACAACACGAGGUGGGUGUUGAAGGUGUUAGAAAGGGUUUUCCCUGUGUCACAAGGCGGUGACAGUGGAACCGAAACUGCUCCGAUUGCUUUGACUGUUUUCUUUGGGGCUAAUGACGCUUGUCUUCCCAAUAGAUGCUCUGCUUUUCAACAUGUCCCUCUACAUGAUUACAAGGAGAACCUUUGCUCCAUUGUCUCCUUCUUCAAGAAGCGAUGGCCGACAACUAAAGUCAUCCUCAUAACUCCCCCUCCCAUUGAUGAAGUUGCACGACUUAGAUAUCCAUUCGAGAAUAAUCCAGAGGGUCUUCCUGAAAGGACUAAUGAAGCUGCUGGUGAAUAUGCUAGAGCAUGCAUUACGGUGGCCACCGAAUGUCAUAUUCCUUACAUUGAUCUCUGGACCAAAAUGCAACAGUUCCCUGACUGGAAAAAAGUUUAUUUAAGUGACGGUUUGCAUCUAACUAAUGGAGGGAAUCAACUUGUAUUUGAAGAAGUAAUAAAAAAGCUGAGAGAUGAAGGUUUGAGUCUAGAAUCUAUUCCAGUUGAUCUCCCCCUUGUAUCUGAUAUUGACCCUAAUGACCCCUUAAAGGCAUUUCUGUAGUAACAGGAUGAUAUAGCAAUAUGUGGGGGUAAGUGAUAUAUUAUUUUUCUCUUUGCUUUAGUAUUUGAUAUUUCAAUUUCGGUGUCAAUGAACCAGAUUGAAGUUUGAACGGUUUGUACAAUGCUUGAUGCAUUUGAAACUCUAUGAAUACAGUUAAUUAAAAAGCCUUUUUAAGAUAUGAAGUUAGUUCACGUUUUAUA
Molecule: messenger RNA, 1080 nt
Organism: Medicago truncatula (barrel medic)
Lineage: Eukaryota; Viridiplantae; Streptophyta; Magnoliopsida; Fabales; Fabaceae
Product: GDSL esterase/lipase At5g45920
Exons: 5
Coding region: 149-880 (243 amino acids)
Molecular function (GO): hydrolase activity, acting on ester bonds
Source: RefSeq, a predicted model, not a curated record